Molecule: messenger RNA, 954 nt
Organism: Harmonia axyridis
Lineage: Eukaryota; Metazoa; Arthropoda; Insecta; Coleoptera; Coccinellidae
Product: rab-like protein 3
Exons: 1
Coding region: 172-858 (228 amino acids)
Biological process (GO): intracellular protein transport
Cellular component (GO): endomembrane system
Molecular function (GO): GTPase activity
Source: RefSeq, a predicted model, not a curated record
UUUGGGGAAAUAUAAACACAAAACAACAAAACCCAGUUAUAUCAAUAAUAUCAAUCUUGGAUAUUGAGACAUAUUGAAUGGAUUUUUUAUUCAAACAUUCAGUACUUGAUAAUUAUUAUUCGAAAUUUUCCCAUCAAUAUUUUGGAUUUAACAGUAAAUAUAAUAUAUACAAUGAAUACUUCGAUCAAAAGAGUGAGAAUCAUGAUACUUGGAGAUUCGGGAGUAGGAAAAACUUCCCUAGUGAAUUUAAUCGCCCACAAUGAACCACUCAAAUCUCCUAGUUGGACAAUAGGAUGUUCAAUCGAAGUUAAAUUGCAUGAAUAUAAGGAAGGAACAAGAGAUCAAAAUACAUACUUCAUAGAAAUGUGGGAUAUCGGUGGAAGUAACAACCAUAGGAAUGAAAGACAUGUAUUUUAUAACCCUUGUCAUGGAAUUAUUUUAGUUCACGACUUUACCAACAAAAAAUCUGAGGAACAUUUGAAUGAAUGGUUACAAGAACUUGUAAGUCGUGAAGGAAACAAUACUUCUUUGACUUCCAUAACAAGUUUUGAUGAAUUUGACACUGAAAAUUACUUAGGGAGCAACCAAAUUCCUAUCUUAGUUGUUGGAACAAAAGUGGACCAAGCUAGUGAGAGAAAACCUAGUAACAGAACAUUUGCAAGCCAAAUAGGAGCAGAUGAGAUUUUGUUAGACAGCAGGCAAUCUAGAUACUUAGCUGCUGGGACAUCAAACGCUGUGAAACUUUCACGAUUCUUUGAUAGAGUGAUAGAUUAUAGUUGCAGGUCACAUGAAAGAUAUACUAACUCACUAUCAUCACCAAUUUACUCAUCAAAAUUUGUGAUACCCCAUCAAGAUUGAUUCAUGAAAUAUUUCUAAAAUUUAUUUAUGUAUAUAACUUAUUAUAAUAAAAUGUAUUUAUUUAUAAUGCAAUAAAGGAUCUCAUUUUAUAAUGGA